UCUCUCUCUCUCUCUCUGCGUCCUUCACACACUCCUCAUGCGUAAAGACGAUCCGCCACAAAGUGUCCAAACAUUAUCCUUUUUUUGCGCUUUUUAUUUACGCACAAAAAUCCCCCGGAGUCUUGCGGAGAGAUCGAGUAUCUGAUCGGAAACUCAGCGCAUCCUCCUCUGCUAUCUGUGUGCUGUAAAGGAGCCAUCAGGAAACUGAAGAGGAGGAGACAACGUGUUGUGAAUACAGAUGAGAGCAACUAUUGACACCUUCAGCUCUCCAGUCUGGACUAAAAGCUUUAAAAGGACAUCACUGCAAAAGGAUCCAGCUUUUUAUAUAUCGGUCUAUCACUCCAGCUUGUGAGUCAUCCAGAUGUUUAGUUACUAGCUCGAUAUCUUUUUUUUGCUCCAUCCAGGAGGUGAAAACUGGCCAUCGGUUCUCCUCGGAAGCUCACACAGAAAAACCAAUAGACUCUGACAUGCUGUAAGUUUUUUUUUUUUUUUUUUUUUUUAUUAUCUGGACUGGACCUUAUAAUAUGGCUUCGCUGUAUCAGAGAUUCACCGGGAAGAUUAAUACAGCCAAUUCCUUCCCACACCCACCUGAAGCCAGUCACCUUCUGGGUGGACAGGAAAAGGUCGCAGACGAGGAAAACGCAGCCAAGACUCCUCAGCAGCUCGUCGACGGCAGACCUCACAUCCCAUACCACAAGAAAUGCUCCAGGGAGGAUGAGGAUGACCUGGUGGGCAGUGCACCGCCGCAGAGGAACUGGAAAGGAAUAGCCAUCGCCCUGCUGGUCAUCCUCAUCAUCUGUUCCCUGAUUGUCACCUCCGUCAUCCUGCUGACCCCUCGUGUAGAUGACAGCCUCGCCCUGAAGAAGAAAGUGACUAUAGAGGAUGUUUUCGGUCCAGACCUUCACAUCCAUGACCCAGACGCCAAAUGGCUCAGCGACAAUGAGCUGCUGUAUCGUACAAGGGAAGGGGACGUUGUCAAGCUUAAUGUUGACACAAGGGAGAACACUGUUAUUGUUCUGAACCAGUUGUUUGACAGAUCCAGGGCCGCCAGGUACCAAGUGUCUCCAGACAUGAAACAUGUGCUGUUCGCCUUUGAAGUGAAACCGAUCUACCAACACUCCUACCUGGCCAAGUACAUCAUUUACAGCCUUGUGACACAGGAAACUUGGCCUCUGAAGCCCCCUGAAGUGCAUGAAGCUGUCCUGCAGUUUGCUGGAUGGGGACCCCGAGGCGAGCAGCUGAUCUUCAUAUUUGAAAACAACAUCUACUACAGAUCAACAGUUGAUAGCAGAGCGAUCCGCCUGGUUUCCACUGGCAAAGAGGGAGUCGUCUUUAACGGCCUUGCCGACUGGCUGUAUGAGGAGGAGAUCCUGCAGACACACAUCGCCCACUGGUGGUCUCCAGAUGGGCUGCGUCUGGCCUACAUGACCAUCAAUGACACACUGGUGCCAAAGAUGGAAGUCCCCUUCUUCACAGGAACGCCGUAUCCCGCCACCUUGGAGUAUCACUACCCAAAGGCCGGGGAGGAAAACCCUGUAGUGCACCUGUCAGUGGUGAGCCUCAACGGUCCCCUGCACACCGUGGUGAUGAAGAAACCUGAUGACCCCCGAAUAGGGAGAGAAUAUUACAUCACUAUGGUGAAAUGGGCCACCAGCACCAAACUGGCUAUCAACUGGCUGAACAGAGGCCAGAACAACUCUAUCCUGACACUGUGUGAGGCUACAACUGGAGUCUGCAUUAAGAAACAUGAGGAUGAGAGUGAGAGCUGGUUGCACAGACAGAAUGAAGCGCCGCUCUUUUCCCACGACGGACACAAGUUCUUCUUCACCAGAGCUAUCCCUCAGGGUGGGAGAGGAAAGUUUUUCCACAUCUCUAUGUCCACCUCCUUGCCUAACACUAGCACAGACAUACUUCAGUCCCUGACCUCUGGAGACUGGGACGUCACCAGCAUCUUGGCCUACAAUCAUGAAAGAAACCUCAUAUACUUUCUGAGCACAGAGGACGACCCCAAACGACGGCACUUGUACAGUGCCGACACAAUCCCUCCGUUCAACCGCUGCUGCCUGUCUUGUGAGUUCAAGUGCGGCUACGUGGACGUUUCAUUCAGCCACAACAUGCAGUACUUCUUACUCAACUGUAAAGGUCCGGAUAUACCGAGUGUGGCUAUCUAUAGCACCGAGAACAAACAGAAGGUGUUUGACGUGGAGACAAACGAAAGAGUAAACUACACGUACAACAACAUGCAGAUGCCCAGUGUGGAGUACGAGACCAUCACUAUAGACGACUACACUCUGACAAUGCAGAUUCUGAAGCCAGCUGGAUUCAUACUUACAGCCCAUUACCCCCUACUGCUGCUAGUAGACGGUACGCCCGGCGGGCAGAUGGUGUCGGAACAAUUCUGGGUGGACUGGGCCACAGUUCUGGUCAGCAGCUACAGCACCAUCGUCAUCCGCUUUGACGGCCACGGCAGCGGCUUCCAGGGCACCAACCUUCUCCACAAAGUCAAGAGGAACCUGGGAAAACUGGAGGACCAGCUGGAGGCACUCAAGUUCAUAUCCAAAGAGCCUUAUAUUGAUCAGAGUCGAAUGGGAGUUUAUGGAAAGGCCUACGGAGGAUAUUUAGCCACGUUGCUUCUGAGCUCUGAGGAGUUAAUUCACCCACUUAAAUGUGGAACAGCAGUCUCCCCCAUCACAGAUUUCGAGCUAUAUGCAUCUGCAUUUUCAGAACGAUACCUCGGCUCAAAGACAGAUUCCACAGUAUAUACGAAGGCUAAUUUAGCACACAGAGCGGGUCCGCUUCUGCAGAAGCAGUACUUGAUAAUUCACCCAACUGCUGACGAAAAGGUUCACUUCCAGCACACGGCCAAAUUUAUCAAUCAUUUAAUCAACGAGAAGGCCAAUUACACUCUACAGAUAUACCCAGAUGAGGGACACUUCCUCCACAGUGACGGGACACGGCAGCACCUGAGCCAAUCCCUAGUCAACUUCUUCGAGGUGUGUUUCCGGGCGCCGGAGAUACUGACGGUGGACCAGCAGGAAGAGGACGAGGAUGACAAUUAAGCCUGCUCCUCCGAGCAGCCCCCGGCCAGCUAUUACAGCACAAUAUGCAACAGAUCUUUCUAAACCAGUCAACCCACACCACCUGCUGUCCAAUCAGAUUUUAGCUCUACUCUGAUGCGCAGCACCUGCAUGUGCAAAAUCGGCCUCGGCCUGCAACCCCUCUCCUCACCUCAUGCUGGCUGCUGGUCAGAAAGACAAAAUAAAUCUCAGCUGUGAACAGUCAGUUCUCUCACUGCUAUUGGAAUAUAUGAACUAGUACUCCCUCUGGUGGACAAAUAGAGGAUCAACAUAACGUCCUUUGAGCAAUGCGUCUCCAUUCCACACCAGGUUCAUUAAUCGGGCGCUUUGCAGCACAAAAUAACCCCCGUGAAGAUCGGUUCAUUAUGUUAAGAUUUAACUUUUGACAGUUUCUGAUAACCUUGCCAACCAACUUACUGAUUAUUGUGUUCAUGAGUAUGAUUACUGCUACUUGUUUCUCAGAAUUUCUCUGUUCAGUGUUUUGUCUUUGAGUGAAUGUCUGGCUGCAUCAGUCUGUAGUUGCUUUACAAAACAAGGGCACAAUGUUUAACUUGUGUUGUACUCCAAAAAACAAAGUGUCUAUCCUGAAAUGGUUUGAAAUCACAUUUUCCCACGUCAUAUUUCUGAAUUGAACUCUUGUUCUUUUAGUCACUGUGCCUUACUGUGGGUGGUUUGUUCAUGUUGGGAGCCCACAUGACACUGAAAGUGAGUAAAUAUGGAUAGGCCUUGUCUGAAUUGUGGACUCAGAACCAGAUGAUUUAAUUUUCCUCAAAUAAUAGCCAGUUAUUAGUGAGGGAGGUUUAAAUCCCAAGGUAUGGCACAUUUUAUCUCAAAACAUGGAAAGAACUGAAUACAAAUUAAUUGUAUGUCUGCUUGAAAGAUGGUAUUAUACUGACAAAAAUGUAAAGUUCUUGAUAUUUACCUUCAAAACUGGCAUACUGAUGAGUCAACUAUGCUGAAUUUUCAUUAUUUUGUGAAUUACUUUGACUUGUGUGUUAAAUGGCUUGACUAUCUCCCCAUGUCACUUUCGUUAGUAUUGUUAGUGGUUUCUAGUCAGCUGAUGUACAAAGUGUAUAAAUCUUAUAUUGUUUAAGUCUUUAUGUUGAAUGUGCAACUUGUAUAUAAAGCAUUUUGAAAUGUA
This is a messenger RNA of Sebastes umbrosus (honeycomb rockfish), 4218 nucleotides long. RefSeq names its product dipeptidyl aminopeptidase-like protein 6. Gene Ontology annotation, biological process: proteolysis. Lineage: Eukaryota; Metazoa; Chordata; Actinopteri; Perciformes; Sebastidae. The coding region runs from base 525 to 3059 and encodes 844 amino acids. Gene Ontology annotation, molecular function: dipeptidyl-peptidase activity; serine-type peptidase activity. The record is from RefSeq and is a predicted model, not a curated record. The transcript has 26 exons.